This is a messenger RNA of Anopheles coluzzii, 5518 nucleotides long. RefSeq names its product AT-rich binding protein-like. NCBI's taxonomy places the organism in Eukaryota, Metazoa, Arthropoda, Insecta, Diptera, Culicidae. The record is from RefSeq and is a predicted model, not a curated record. The transcript has a single exon. The annotation marks the transcript as partial.
CAGGAUGAUCAUGGCUACCAUCAGCCGGCACAGCAACAGCAGCAGCAGCAGCAGCAGCAACACCAUCACCACCAUCAGCAGCAGCAACAACAGCUACACCAUCAGCAGUCGUCGCAGACACAUUAUCAGCAGCAGUCGGCAAUUGGCACAAUAUCGCACGAUUCUACCCAGCCACCGCUGUCGCUGCCACCGCCGCCGUAUCAACAUUCCUCGUCGGCAUCAUCAACCUCCUCGCUAUCGUCGUGCGAUCGCCGGGAGGACACACUCGUUGCGAGCGAGCUGGACGAAGCAAUAGGAUCCGCGUCGGUAACGGAUAGCAAUACGAGCAAUGGCAACAAUACGUUCAUCAUCAUCAUCCAGAACGAUGGCGGCGUUGGCGAGGGACCCGUCUAGCGGCGUCAACUCUCAACUGAACUGCUCAAAACGACGGGUGGGACGCGGUUAGCUAGUAAGACGCGCUGGGGCUGGGGCGUGCCGAGGACGAACACGAGACGACAAAACACAGACAACACAAAACUGGCGGAACAAGGCCCAUGAAAUGUAGGAGAGCAAAUAGUAAGAGCAUAAAGAUAAGGAAGGGAUAUCCACUCACAGCAAAAGCAAGAGGACGGAACGCGCGAGUGUCCAGUUUGGUGAGACAAACACACAAACACACACACACACGAGGAAUGCCUAGUUAUGCACCCUUAGCAAUUGUUGAUGUAAAUGAAUUUACAAGAUUUGUUAUAUUAUUUUAAUAACGCGUAAGUCGAUAAACACUGACGAUUAAGCAUAGGAAAGGAACGGGGGUUAGGAGUGCGAGGUGGCAUGGCUAGGAUGUGCCGCGUGUGGGCAGACAGGACGCCCCGGAGUGGAUGUGGAGGGGGUGGGAAAGGAAAUGUAUUUUAAAUUAUUUUCCUUUCUGCUUUUUCCUUCUGCUUACUUUUUUUUACAUGGUAUAUUUGUGCCUCGAUCAUGGAUCAUAAUACUGAUCGUUUGUUUUCUAUUGUCUAUUUUUAAACAAGAUUUAUUUCUUUUAUUUUUUAACAAACACACUCACACACACACACACAAACGACGCAAGUACACCCCUAUAUACAAACGAGGACUCAACCAAGCGACUGUAGACUGUGUCGUUGUCGUUCCACAAGGUGUAAGAUGUGAAGUUUAAGCACAUAGAAGGACCGUACCGAUAGAAGAAAGUUGAGGCAAGGACACAGACACACAAACACAUACAUAGACACACACAAACAAUUUGAAAAAAAAGUGCAAUGAUCAGUCGAUCAGAAGAAGCAGGCGCUGCAGUGCGCUUUAGUAUGAUUUUGCACAAUGGUACCGUGGUGCAGUUUUGGAUUAGGCUUAAGGUGCGUUUUGUGGCACGAUUUUCUUGUUUGUUUUGCCGUUUUUUUUUCUCUGGCGGAGGGUUGUAAGCAGUUCUCUUCUCUUAUUUCUUCGUAAUCGCGGCUAACGUACAAAUAUGAUUUGUUUUACUUUUUUGUUUUUUGUUUUUUUUACGGAUGGUGAAAGACGAAGCGAUUAGUAGGGCGUUAGGAAAAUUUUGGAACCCGCGCGGAAGGGUGCGUUAUUGCGCCCGCCCCGGCUCCUGUGCAACUGAAUAGUCUGAUUUCUUUAGUUAAUAUAGCCUGUCCGAAUAGAGAAUGAGAGAAACCUUUUUUUUUUGGUACGAAACAGAAGUAAACGCAGCGUGUGGCGUGUUUGUUAUACGCGAAGCUGUUUUUGGCCACCAAAACACGAACAGAACAGAAUCUCUUCUCUUUGUUUCUCUCUUUCGUUUAGGGUUGCUUAACGUGUAUGUGUUUUAUCUUUUGUUUUUUUAUUUUUACUUUUCCGUUCUAUUUCUAACUGUCCUUUCCUUAGAGUAAGUGACUAAGUAUACCUUUCCUUCAUCCGGUACUUGCUGGCCGAAGUAACAUUUUGAAACACUGCGUGUGAGUGUGUGUGUGUGUGUAUGUGCGUGUGACGAAAUCAAGCAAACGAAAAAUAGAUUCCACGUUUUAGGGAAAAAACAACCACCAAAUUCUUAGCGCAGUAAAGUCCUUGUUGGUUCAGGAUGGACGUUCCCUUUUUCGGUUCAGUAUUAGAUCGCUAACGAAAAAGGAAUCUUAUAAAAAGAAGAAACCCACUCAAAAACACAAACUUCAAGCUGGUCAAAUAAUCGACCCUUUUUGGCAUCCGAAAAGAUUCGAUUGGAGACCCUGUGAAGGAUUUUCAAACCUAUUAACUGUUGAGGAAUUGUUUGCAUAGUUUCUUUUUUUGGCGUAAGCCACUUUUCUACUGUUGUUUGGUUCGUUAUUUGCUAUUCUGUGUCAUAAUGUGUCACCAGUGUCGAUGUUUGUGUUGUUACUGUUGUUGUUGCGUGUAUCAGCAAGUGAGGAUAAUUUGCAAAAAAAGAACGCUUCUUGUCUUGAACCAUAGCGAGGAAAAAUAGUAGGAAAUAAAUAAAGCAGCAACAAAAUCCGACACCGACGACUGAAAGGAUGCUAGGAGAGAAAAUUCAAAAAAAUCGUACUGAAGUUAUAUUGAUAAGGUAUUGUAGAACAAUUUUUCUCUUAGCUUACUCACAUAAACAAAACAAAACACAACCGUACACUUCUUCUAGCACACUUUAUGAUGCAUAUUUGAGAGCACAGCGCUGUUAGUGGGGUUUCAGUCGAGGCAAAGGGGCUGCUAUUAAAUCGUACACAUACAUCAAGCAGAUACUGAGCAGAAAAAGUAGGGGGGAAAACACUAUCAGAAAAUACAGUUGUAGAAUGUACUAAACCACCAAUACAUUGCCGUUGGCUUUAUUUGUUUCGAAAUCGGCUUCAUGUUUCUGUUUGCUACUCUACUGCAAAUUGUUUAACUGUUGUUUAAUUAUAAUCAGACGAGAAGAACAAACAAAUCGCACACUUCCAAAUGAGUAAUAGUUAAUUGAAGCGUUUUAGAGCGUUAUUUCUAACGAUUGUUUUGUUGGCACAACAAAAAUGGAGGCUGGUAAAUAGGGUGUCCUCUUUGGAUUGCAUUAUUCAGUAUGCCCCCGAUAUGCCAUUAUUAAGUGUCCUAUGACCAUGGACACAGGCAAACAAACACACAUAAGGAAAACACAUUUCUUCAACGUGUGGCUGUCGAAUGCUGAUUACAAACUUAACAAGACAUAGAUGUACCAAGGUACAGAAUAGAUCAAAAGCAACGUAAAUCGAACUGGAGACUGUUGUUUGACACAGAACACACUCUCUCACUCCCAAACACACAAGCAACACACACAGACACACAAACGGUAAAUACAAAAAUUCGAACCGAAAAUGAAAUGAGAACUUAUAAAUGUAUGGGUGCUUCUAUAUGAAACAAAAAAAUAUAUAUAAAUAGGUAUAUAUAUAUAGAGAGAGAAAGAGAGAAAGAAAGAGAAAGAAAGGGUAAAGAUAGUAACGAGCGUAAAAGGAAAGAAAACAAAUACAGAAUGAUAUACAUAUAUAUACAUCUAUAUUUAAAAAAAGAAAAACAAAAAAACACAAAACUUAAAGCGAACGAAGAAAUAAGAGAAAGAAUAAGGAAGUUACAAAAGAAUUACAAAAAAAAACUAGUAUAACAACACACAAAGAUUGACUGUGACUGACCGUUGGUAGCAAAUUGGUUAAAGUGUAAAGAUUAGCAAAAGAAUGAUGGUAAAAAGUAAAAAAAAAAGCAAACACUAGACAAAACCAUAGACACACAUACAAAACACAUACAUAGACACACCUACACGUAUAGAGAGAUAAUGAAACUGUUAUACAACCGUUUUGUGGAUAUAAAUAGAGGAGAGAGGGAGGGAGAAAUAGAGAGAGAGAGAGAGGGAAAGUUGUAUGAAUCCAACAAACUUAAGACUCUGUGGAACGAUAAUGUAAAACAAAGUAAAAAUGACUGUAGCAUACGCGGUGUACACGGAAGCUAACACACACAGUUACAGUUUUUUGAAAUCAGACUCCUUAACUCGCCUGAUCAUCUUCACUUUUUCAUGAAUGUAAUGAAUUAAUUGCCUUAAAUGAUAUAUACAACAACAAAAAAAAACAUAUAUAAAUUGCAUAAAAAUAUACAAUAAAAAUAUAUUUAAAACGUGGGGGCACAACCAAGCAACCCAGGACGAGCAGAACUGUUAUCGGUAGGGGAAAAUCCAUACGUCAGAGCAGAGACAGAAAACUGAAUACAAACACACAUACACACACUCACACAAAACAAACCACAACGUACAUACAUGCAAAGCAGUAAUACAGCAAACUAGAUCAUAGCAGCAGCAGCCGCAGGACAUGAUUCCCGUUGCUGAGUAGCGGUUAGACAAAACGUUAGACAGCGGUGCAAUUCGCGCAGUUACAUUACGCGACCGUGCUGCACUGGUGGGUGUUAAGAUAAUGAUUUAGUUUUUAGUAAAGGACUCCAGUCUUUUGUUUUUGUAAGAACGGCACGAACGGCGAGCAAAUCGCACAGGCAAAAUCGUGCAUUACGGCGACGACGAGACACAAAGUUAAGGAAAAACUAGACCGACAGAAACACUCAUGUACGACACGGGUACGGUAGCAGACAAAACAAACAAAGCAAACAAACAAACACGAAAGCAGAAAAGGAAGCAAAACAAAGCAAAAAAGCGCGAUGAUUAAAUGGUUAUCUAUAAUUCUAUACAUAUAGACUAUAUACAUAAUGACGUUAGUGGAAAGAAAAGGUAACAAUAGUUGUAAGCAAGAGCGCAAGAAUGAUGAGUUAAGAGAGGUUUGAAGCAGUUUGGACAAACAAACAAACAAAACAAAACAAAAAACCACGCGGCAACGGUUUACGCGCACGGUUCAGAUGGGGAGGGCACGUUGUCCGGGUGUGACAUAGGCAUAGGCAAAGUUGAUGAACUCUAAUAUAAUUUAAAUUAAUUUAAAACGCGAUGUGAGAGAAACUUUAGAUACGAAUACUUUUUUGACUAGUGAAAAUGGGCAGGUCGGAGUUUUGCGUUUUGCAUUUUUGUUUCGCACUUCGGAGAGAAAAAGAGAGAGAAGAAUACAACUGAAGAAGAAGAAAGUAAAUUCAGGUAUACACAGGCAAAGCAAAAAGAUCAUAUAAAACACAUUCACAAUGCGAUAAGAUGACUGAAAGCGAAGGUUUAAUAUAAAAUCAACAAAUAAACACAUACACACAUAAAACAAAACAUACCGAAGAUAAUGCGAAAGAAUGCGAACGCGACUACAAGUUGAUACAUGAUAGUACAUAAACAACAACAAAAACAAAACAAAACUCACAAUAGCAAAAUUUCGGGUAGCUCUUAAGUUCACUGAAAACAUUUAUUCUAUAAUCAUCCAGAUCAAGUUAGGAGGAAGGCGGUUAGGCAAAAAAAACAAGGUUAAAAUAAUAAUAAAAAAUAAAAAAAAAACACAACACACAAAAACGUCGGAAGAAACACAUCCUUCUGUCUCUCAUUAAGAUACACAGAAGGGACACACGGUUAAUGAGAAUAUUGCAUAAAUGAUUCACUGAGCGAAUGAAGCGAAGCCUUUUUGAAAUAAACUGAUUAAUCCUUAUUAUGAAA